This is a messenger RNA of Pelobates cultripes (western spadefoot toad), 28467 nucleotides long. The record is from the annotation of a GenBank genome assembly. Lineage: Eukaryota; Metazoa; Chordata; Amphibia; Anura; Pelobatidae.
AUCCAGAGCUCCCUCUCACAGCAGCUCACUGGGAGCUGGGAAAUUACAAGGGCCAGGCAGGGACUGCUAGGGAGACCAAAUCAGUGUCACUUUCACAACUUUCCUUCCCUUUCAUGUGUGAGGCUGCUGCAGGCUGACUCAUUGUCUCCUCCAAGAACAGACAUCACAUAACCCCCCCAAACCCAUGGCAGUCACCCAGAGGGAGCCCUGCUUAUUAAGGAGGGAUCACAGAGUCUGACACUGGUCCUCACAGCACAGAUCACCUACAGGUAUGGUUUAUGGUGUCUUUAGCUACAUUUACCCUGUGUUUUCUAGCCAAAAUAGCAUUGAACAUGCAUGAUUUAUCUUCCAAACCUGCAAAGAUCUGCUUUGUCAAGCCCCAAAUUCCUGUGCAGGGCUAGUACACUGCAAACUAGCUUGCUUUCUCUUCAACAAAAAGUGAAAGUUUUAUUGAUGCAAUUAUUUAUUCAGCUGAGAGGUGUCUCAUUCAGGUACAGAGAACACAGUGAGACAUGUCCCCUGCCUGCUCUCAGCAAUCCCUGCAGGUUGGGGCAUUCACACACCCAGCACAGCUUACUGAUAAGGGGAUGGUGGGAGCAGGUAGGUAGCCCUGGACAUUUAGAAUUCUUUAUUUAUUUAAUCUAGGACAGAUGGGAAGCGGCAGAAUGUUCCUGGCAUGUUUUAAGCUUUCUGAGAUUUACAUGUGUAAAUGUAAUUAAUAACAAAUCCAAUACAACAAAUACUAUCUAUACUUAGAAUACUGAAAAUGUAAGUGGAAUUGGAAACGACAUGCGUGAUGUUUGCAUUUCUAUACUCAUAUUUUAUGUUAUGUUUUAUUUCUAUAUUUCUAUAUAAGUUAUAUAUCUGCGUAGUGUAUGUAUUUACAUAUUAUGUGUGCGUAUAUUUUAUAUAUGUAGUGUUGGUAUAUUUGUAUAUACUUGAAAACGAGAGAAAUCUCAAUGUAUCUUUCCUGGUAAAAUAUUUUAUAAAUAAAUAAAUAAUAUAUAUAUAUUCUGGUAUAAUAUGUAAUUAUAUUUCUAUACGCUGCGUGCAUAUAUAUAUUUUUUAUACUAUAACUAUGUACCAGUUCUCUAUAAGAUUAACACACGCGGAGAUAGGAUACUAAGGUUUAUAAUGAUCUGUAUGCUGAACUCAUUAUGCAUUAUAUUGUAUGUUAAAGUUCUGACCAUCUUCUGUUUGUUUCUAGGGCUCAGCCUGUAUGCAGCUCACAUCCCAUGCCAUCCAGUGUUCUGCGUCUGAAGAGCUUGCACUUUAAAUCGAGGGAUUCUAGGCUCCCCUAUAUACGAGGUUUGGUCCUGAAGCUCUCCCCCCACCCUGAGUUCAUUGUAGCUCUGUAGCCUAGCUUCCUGUUUUCCUGGAGGCUCCUCUGGACUCUGUGCACGUUUUGUGUUGUAGCCAGCUCUUGGAUGGGAGAAAUCUGCUAUUAAACACCCAGCCAGGCGUAGCCCUCGCAACAAGCUGCCAGCCUGGUCUUUUUGUUGCCCCAGGAUAAACUUUGUAGCCUUCCGCAGCCUUGGAUACAUUGACUUGUUGGUGAAACUGUGGAUCGUCGCAUAUCAUUCUAGAUUAUGGCAAUGGUGGUCAAUCCAUGGCAGGAGGACCUCCCUGGGGUUCCUGGCUCCCACGUGAGCAAUCCACCAGGAAUUUGUAACCAGGACCCAGGAGGGGCCCCUCAAACCCCAAGUACCCCUAAAGGGACAGCCCCAGGUCAGGAUCCAGUUCAUUCAGGGGACAAAGGGGUGCCCAAUGUGGACUGCAUGGUGUGUGGGGACAAGUCGAGUGGGAAGCACUAUGGACAAUUCACCUGUGAGGGCUGUAAGAGCUUCUUUAAGAGGUCAGUGAGGAGGAACCUGACAUACACCUGUAGGGGCAACAGGGACUGUCCCAUCGACCAGCACCACAGAAACCAGUGUCAGUACUGCCGGCUGAAGAAAUGCCUCAAAGUGGGCAUGAGAAGAGAAGGUGAGUCCGGGUGAGGGAGUAUGUGGGGCAUAUAUAAAGCACUGACCUCCCAACUGCCCACCUACCCAAUAUGACAUCAAUAGAGUGAUAACGUUCCCAAGCUUGUCAGAAGCCUUCCUCAGCACAUCACGUAAAGUUCCUGCAAUUGAGUAUCAUCACACCCUUGUAUCAGGCUUUUUAUACACUCUGAACCUUAAACUUUAAUCAUAACCUGUAUUUUUAACGGUCACGCAACAUAUCGUGAAGCCUUUAUCGCCCCUAACCUUUAAUGAAAAAUGGGGUUAUUAUAAACUGAGCGCCUGGGAUAAUCCCUCUUUAAACCACGGGGUUUGUAAAAUACUUUAUUUACUUUAGCCUCAUCCCAACAUCAGGACAAAACGCUAAUCCGCUGUGUGAAAAUAAAUAAAACGAUAGCACCUACAAACCCCGAACAUUUAGGAAAUAAAAUUCAUUAAUUUCUAGGAUUUUAAAUUUCAAUAUACGCCUGCCAAAAUAUUCUGUAAUUAAACUAAGUAUCGAAUAUUAACCUGUGUUUAUACAAACAAACAAAUAACUGGACAGCACUUUAGAGACUAUUUUAAGAAAAUGAAAAACUUUUAUUCUGUCAACAUACAUAUAAAACACACACUAUCUUUAUAUAUUAUAUAUAUUUGUCUGCGGGUGUAUACAAUAAUAAAAUGCAAAUGUAUAUUAGUUGAUAUGUAUGUAAUAGAAUAUAGAGUUAUUUAAAUUGUGUGUUCAAAGGAAAUAUAUUUCUAUAUACACACACAUUUUAUUUGCAAAUAUAAGUAUUACAUGUCCCUAGUAUUGUGAAUUGUGAUAACUAAAAAAAAAAGCUAAAUAAUGAUAAUAUUAAAUAACAUUGUAGAAAAUAUUUAUUCUACAUUUUCUUUUUGUAUUUCACACAUUUUACAUAAGGAUAACGUGUGAAAUGCUACAGGAUUAAUAUUAAAGAUAAAAUAAAUAAAAGUAGAGGAUAAGGACAGCGAAUAUAACGUUUGGAGAAUGUAUUUUAUUCUAAAACAACAAACUUUAUACAAUCAGCUUUUUAUUACAAAUAUAAAACAAUAAUUCCCUUAAUAAUCUCUACAUACAUCACUGUCUCUCUCUAUAUUUAUCAAUUAACCGACACGUUUUGGCAAAUUGCAAUAAUUUCCCAUGUUCAUUCUGCCAGUUAUUUAAUCUAACAUAAAGCAGAUUAAUGCCCCAUUUACCAGCACGAUAUUAACCCCCCAUGCCUGGUAGCCCCCCUCCCAGUGGCAUGUCAAGCAGACGAUGUUGUGGCCUUUCCUGGCCGGCCCUGUGAAUCCCGUUUACUUUGGGGGAGAAAUUCCAGGUUUUUAUUGAAUCACCACAUGUGAAUAGUCCUUUUCUUUGAGGAGGGUCUGCACUUUCCAUCAGUGAGAAGGGGGUCUGCCUUAACCCAUCACUGGCCAGACUGGCAUUAUGUGAUUAUAUUGACACACUGUAAUAAUUAGAAUUAUACGGAAUAUUCCCUGUCAGACCAUCACUGACGGAGUCUUUACCUCUUUCCCCAUCCAUAAUCAGUUACAUGACAGGGCAGAUUGCAUGGAGUUUAUUUAUUAUUUUUGUGGGGGGGGGGAGAGGAAUACUUAAAACAAGAAUCUGGCCCAGCAGCAUUCCUGCCCCUUUAUCUGCACAGAUAUGUGUGUUUUUGUAGGCUGUGUGUAUGUGUGUACGUACAGAUAAAGUGUGCGCUGCUCUGUAGGUGAACAUAGUCUUUUGUGUCUGUUUACAUGUAUGUGUUCAGGGGUCUGUAAGUACCCCGCCAUGUGCCUCUCCUUACCCAGCUGGGGUUCUGUGCAGGAAGCUGCUUCAUGACUUGUUGCAUGUCGUAUACCUGUCUGCACACAUUCACACAACAUGAUAUGAAUUCCAGAUAUCAGCAUAUGUGCACGCACAUACACACAAACAUACAUAUAUACAAACAGGCUCACACACACACAUACAUAUAUACAAACAGGCUCACACACACACACAUACAUAUAUACAAACAGGCUCACACACACACACACACACACAUAUAUACAUACAUGCAAAAUAUACAUACAUACAAACAGGCUCAACACACACAUAUGUACAAACAGGCCCACACACACACACACAAACAUACAUACAGACAGGCUCAACACACACAUAUGUACAAACAGGCUCACAAAUAUACACACACAUACAUACAAACUGGCUCACACACACACAGAGUAAUGCAUGAGAUAUAUUGUAUCGUUAGUGACUAUAAAUCGAAACAGUUAGAACCAGAAAUGAUUUGCAUCCGAUAUCUCAGUUAAUAUCUUUAUUAUACCCAGGGGAAUUACACCUAUUCCGCUAACAGUCUGCCCACCCUUUGCCAAACGCUGAUUCUCUUCUCUUUAAUCUCAUUGUCACAUUAUGCUGAGAUUAAUAGAACAAGAUUUAAGGAAAAAAUAAAUGAGGUAAUUCAUGUAAUGUGUGGGUGUAGUUUUAUAAAUUAUCUAUACUAUACAUGUGCAUAUACACAAGCACACACACAAUAUGCUUCUAUUGUAACCUCACCAACAUAAUUCGAUUUAUUCAUUAUACAGUGAUUUGUGGGGAUGUGAAAAAAACUAAAAUGCCAGAAUUGAAAAAAAUAUCUCAACUUUAUUGAAGUGGAAUAUUUUUAGCUUGGUUAAUUUGUUUGAAAUUGUGCACAUCAAUUCUUCAGUCAGCACAAUACACUACUUAAUGAACAGAGACACAAUGUCAACGUUGCACACAGACACACACUAGUUAAUGACGGCAUUCUAGUUAAACCAGGUCCCACGGUCCUCACUAUGGCCCCAGUCUCUGUUAGAAAAAUAAAAACAUGGGGAUUUAUUGUGCUCAGUUGACAAUCAGCUUGCAAAUUUGUACCAUAAUAGCCAGGUUACAAAAAUAACUUACUUUCAGCACAUGAUUUGGGGUAACAUUUUGCGAAUGGGUCGCCAACUCACCCCAACAAGAAAUAUAGACACAAGAUAUUCAGUUGAAUUCAGUGACUUUUCUUCAUUCUUAGCUAUUUUGGCUUGAAAAUGGCAAAUUGUCCACAGUUUAGUGUCUCGUCUCCUAGGAGUUGCAAUUUGAAUAAACUAUUUGCAGAUCUGAUGGGGCGUUCUAAGUAAAUGCAGGAAAAUGUCUCUAUUACACAAAUACGUCAGCCAUCUUUCUAUCCAGCUGAUCUUCUCCUCCUGAUACAAUCUCUGAGGUCAUUCGGGGAAUGUCUAUAAAUAUUUUAUACAUUCUGUGAUUGUUAUUAUUAUUUUUAUUAUUAUUUAAAAAAAAUUUGAUGGAAAAAGAUCAUUUAUCCCUAUUGAUCCAAAAUACUUCUAUAGCUGUACAUAUAUGUGUAAAUAAAAUAAAUAUCAUAAUUAUUAAAAUAAUAUUUUAAUAAUGAUAAUAUUUACACACCAAUAUAUGAAAGUGAAUCUACAAUUCAUAAUAAAUUCAAAUGUUUGAAUUUAACUAUAGUUAUUUUUUUUCACCAGUUUAUUUUUCUAGAAUACUCAAAAUUUGCAAAAUUUGAAUGUAUUUUUUAUGAUUUUGGACACUUUUUUAAAUAGUGUUUUGUUAAACUCUUGCAAAUCUUUUUGCCAAAGCAGAGUUUCCCACAAAGAGGUAAAGGAUUUGGCCCACUUAUUCCUUAUUUCCAUCUUAGUGUCUCAAGGAAGGGCUUAAAUAGCCAAUUUAAAAAAAAACAAAAAAACAUAUAAAUGACAUAAAGAAUUAUGAAAAAAAAAUUAUCUAACUAAAUAUAUAAAUAUAAAUAAACACACCUUAACUAAAAUGUAUACAUGAAAUCAAAAUGUCCAAAGAACAUACGGCAGUAAUGACAAUUCUAGACCCAUUAAAUAACGUUAAAAUAUUGCAUUUCUAGAGCCUUUUUAAUAUAUAUUUCACUAUAUGUUAUUUAAAAUUAUAAAUGGGAGUGCAAUGGGAGUCAUGGAUAUUAGAGAAAGUCUUUGAAUUAACAGCUCUGUUUGUUAAAACCUACAAUCUGAAAAAGGCAAUAUAAAGAUAUAGAGAUUUGUCGACUAAACCAGGAAUUAUAGAAUGGGGCAGAGGAAUUGAAAAUGGAAGAAAUAGUUGAUUUGGAGUUUUUUCCCCAAUUCGGCAAUUUUUUUUAAAUUGACUUGUUAACCGCCGUGUAGAUUGCCCAGCAUUCCUUGUUUUGAAUUGAUAUUUUAUAACGCUGGAUUAAUCAGUGAUGACAUCAACGUGUUUUAAAGCAGCCGCAGGAUGGGAACACGAGACACGUUAUCGAUCAGUGUUUAUGUACGUAGCUAUUUUCAUGUGUGAUGAUUCGGGAGUAUGAUAAAUGUCUAGUGAUUUCAUUGGUGAUCAGCGAAGUGAAGAAUAUGAAAUGAUGGCUCAGACUAAAAAUGAAAUAGGUCAUUUUGGGAUGGUGGUUCACAAUUUGUGCAAUCCAUUUAAAUCUGAUUAAUGUCCCAGACGUGUGGUUUUCUGGCGUGUGCAGCCAUGUUGGAUAUAUUACAGAUAGCGAGACGGAACGUGGUGUGCUCAGUUAUGACAUCACUUCCGGCUCUGUUGUUUUGGCUUUUUAUAAUAAUAUAAUAAAUAUUGGUAGUUACAAUCUGGGCAUCAGACUCCUGGCCAAUGCCCCCAUGCCAUGCACAUUGGCGUAAAAUGGCGGCUAUCUCGUCGCACUGCCAUAAGACAUGAUAUGAAACCUUUUCAGGUGUGACAUCAGAGUCACGUGACUUGGAAAAUUCUCAAACCAGCUUUUGUUAAUUUGGCCUAAAUGUGAAAUUACUGCCCUCCGCCCCCACAGUUAUACUUUCACCUUUCAAUUCGUUUUUCUUUUCAAACCUGAUCAGAUUUCACAUACAUUUGUGGUUUGUUUAGUUUUGUCUUUACCUCACAAGGUAACGUUACUAUCUUAUUAUAUUAAAUUUAAAUUUGUAACGUGUCGUGGAUAAACAAUGUGGAUGAAUUUAUAAAUAAAUAUUUCCGUCAGACACAUUCAGUUUUGUAAGACAGGCCGGACAUUUCUCAUUCUCUGUUACCUGCAGGGCAUCGAAUUGCGAGGGGCGUUCAAAUAUAGAUUGUAACAAGUUUGGGAAAAACAAAUAUUUGUAUUGAGCUGUGUUCUCAGUCUUUCAAAAUAUUAUCCCAUCUGAUCUAUAUACUUCAUAUGUUAUUAUAUCAACCUACACUACUUGCAGACCGGCAUUGGGAUGUAAUGUACCCAGCAUGGACCUGUUAUGAGCGGUCUUUUUAUAUAUUAAUAUAUAUAGACACACUCUGCCUUCAUUACUCUAUUCGUUUGUACUGAGUGUCCCGGGUUUAUUUGCAGUAAUUGUAGGGAACCCACAAGCUCCCCAGGCAGUCUGCUUGUCUUGUACAGCCUGUGUUACUGUGGUCUGACGGUAAUUGUAUCAGUGUACAGCAGAGGUGGCGAAGCAUAUGUCCCAUGAUGCACAGGGAGCUCAUAGACUGAAUCAGCCACAAUUAUCAGCAUUCCCAGGACUAACCAGCGUAUAAAAUGUAUUCCUACGUUAUAAUUCACCAUGGAUUCAUUUAAUUAACAUUCCCUUGCCAUUAUCCAGUCGGUACCCCUGUAUAUUGUACUGGGAUCUUUGUCACUACAAAGUAAAAAACAAUAUAUGUCUAAAGAUGUAUCACGUGUCUGAAAGUUUACAAUAUAUUGAUACAUACGGAUUUAGCACUCAUUACUGCACGAUAACACAAACAGCGUUUACAAGUGGCCAGAAAUUUCGUUCCAAAUCAGCAUUUUAUAAAAAUCAAAAAGUAUUAUUUUAUUAAUAAUAAGCAUUUAUUCAGCAGAGGUAAAUUUAGUUUUUCACUAGUUUCUAGAUAUGUCUCGGUUUUAUUACACAAGUCGACCUUGACAGGAAUCGCACCUGUGAUUUUGAUACUGACGCUGGAGCUCUAUCUACUGAGCUGUCUCACCACCAAACCCUUACACUGACUGCAGCUCGUCCGUACCUGCUAUUAACUAACAGAAUCAUCGAUGACAUUUGUGAACAGAAUUUUUGGGUAUAAAAAAAGAAAAAGGAAUUUGCUAACUAGGAAGUUUGGCUUGUUAAAUGACAACUCUGUCUGUGAGAGUUUACAAGUAUAAUAUUUUAUUAAUAGUCCAUUCUUUGUCAUAGGAACAAUAGCCCUGUGAGUCCUGUAGAGUUUGCGAGCCGGGUUUUAAGAGGAUCCCAAGCUACGUUCACUUAAUUAUUUGUUUAACUUAGCUGCUUUUUAUUGGGCAAAUCAACAGACCCUCAAAAAAAGAAUAUAAGCCAGUUUGUGUUCAUUUAUUGGGGAUAAGAUAUUAUUCUGAUAAAUUCUAUUCUGUAGAAUUUAAUUCAUUAACCUUUACAUUUUGAAUAUAUGUCUGUAAUAGUCUAAAAAAUAUAUAGAAACCGCCGCUGGGCUGGUGCAAGAAGCCAGGUGCAUGUUGGGGGAAUCCAGGCUCUGGAGAACAUAGUUAGAUGUUAUUAAAGAAUCUUUUAAAGCUGACACUCUAUUUAAAAAUAAAUUGAACACAUUGCAUAUAGUAUAUAGGUUUUUUUUUCUAGGAGCCAUUGGAUAAUUUAAAGAUGAUGAACAGAACUUUGAGAUGUGAAUUUGGAGACAAACCUGGCUUUUUUAAAGGUCUUUCCAUUUUUCUCAAAACUGGCGGCUUAUAUGGGGGUGAAUGAUUUGGUUAAUGCUUUUCAUUUAUUUUAAGUAGUUGCAGAUUAGAUUGAAAAAAAAAAUAACAGAGAAAUAGCAUUGCUUACAGUAUAGCAUAACUUGACUCAAAAAGGAUUUGUUAAAGAUGCCUUAUCUGAGGUGCAUAUACUGCGCGACAGAUGGAGCCUCUUUUUUUUAACCUAUAUUUGUUCGACAUUCGUACACUGACAAGAGGAUUGCAUAUAUUGCAUAAUAAAAAAAAAUACAAAAAUAUAUAUAUAUUUAUCUUAAAAUAGAUUAAAUAAAUCUAAACAAUAGAAAAAAAAAUUAGAAUAAAUAAAAACUGAACAAUGGUUUAAAAAAAAUCACAAAUAUCUGAAUUUCUAUUUGUAUUUCAAAAAGAUUCUGCAGUUUAGAUAGCUUUAGAGGCAAGAGAAGAUCUCGUAGGGCAAUCUAAGGUAUAAUGUAUAAACGUUAAACAUUGUGCUCUAACAUACGCAACAAACAGUUCUAAUGAAAAUAUUCACUAAAACAAACUUGCUCGCUUAGAUUUCUAUACAGUAUAUAAACUGUUGUGUAAAUUGAAUUGAUACAUUUUGGUGAUUAAUAGAUGGUUAGACUGGGUGUCCCCCAAAUAAAAUUCCUUAUACAACUCCCACUGAUAAAGAAUCAUUAAUCCACCGUCUGCUCAAGGCACUGAGAGGGUUAAAACAGGUUAACAGUGUGACGGUUACCUGCCUCUUAUCCUCAUUCUUCACACCUUUCAUGUCACCUUAAAAGGUCAGGACUUUCCAACACAGAAGUGACAGCCAAUAUUUAAUUAUCAGGCAGCAGAUCACAUUGCACAAUACCUUCAAAAAGUCCGCAGGUUGUCAGUCAUUUCAAAAUAGUUUAGAGAAUUAUUCUGCUUAAAUCUCUGUGACAGUUUUAGACUCCCAGGGAAAUAGUGCUCCUGGCCCUCAAAUGCCACAAUUAGUAGCCAGAAAAACUCACUAGUUUGUCUUGAUUUUCUGGUAAAAGGCGAUACUACAUUUUACAAGAAGGACAUUGAUUGAGCGUAAUAGAAAGGUUAACUAGGCCGAGUUAAAAAGUUUACAUAAACAAAAAGACACAACAAGAACAUUGCCUCCGAGCAGGGGAGGGGUGGGGGUCAGGGGGGGUGGGUGUGGGGGGUCAGGGGGAGAAAAACAGCAAUAUUAAGCAAUUUCAAACAACAAUACUGGAGGAAUUAUGGGGCAGAGUGCUAAACGUGGAGAAUGUGCUAAAUGUGGAGCAAUGUACUAAAUGUGAUAAAUGUGGAGCAGUCUGAUAAAUAAGGAGAAAUGUACUAAAUGUGCUAAAUGUGGAGCAAUGUGAUGAAUGUGCUAAAUGUGGAGCAAUGUGAUGAAUGAGGAGAAAUGUACUAAAUGUGGAGCAAUGUACUAAAUGUGAUAAAUGUGGUGCAAUGUGCUAAAUGUGGAGCAAUGUACUAAAUGUGAUAAAUGUGGUGCAAUGUGCUAAAUGUGGAGCAAUGUACUAAAUGUGAUAAAUGUGGAGCAAUGUGCUAAAUGUGGAGCAAUGUACUAAAUGUGAUAAAUGUGGUGCAAUGUGCUAAAUGUGGAGCAAUGUACUAAAUGUGAUAAAUGUGGUGCAAUGUGCUAAAUGUGGAGCAAUGUACUAAAUGUGAUAAAUGUGGUGCAAUGUGCUAAAUGUGGAGCAAUGUACUAAAUGUGAUAAAUGUGGUGCAAUGUGCUAAAUGUGGAGAAAUGUACCAAAUGUGCUAAAUAUGGAGCAAUGUGCUAAAUGUGGAGCAAUGUACUAAAUGUGAUACAUGUGCUAAAUGUGGAGCAAUGUGAUAAAUGUGCUAAAUGUGGAGCAAUGUACUAAAUGUGGAGAAAUGUGGAGCAAUGUACUAAAUGUGGAGCAAUCUGAUAAAUGUGGAGCAAUGUACUAAAUGUGGAGUAAUGUGAUAAAUGUGGAUCAGUGUACUAAAUGUGGAGCAAUGUGAAGCAAUGUACUAAAUGUGGAGCAAUGUGAUAAAUGUGGAGUUAUGUGCUAAAUGUGAUGUGCUAAAUGUGGGGUGAAGUGCUAAAUGUGGAGAAAUGUAAUAAAUGUGGAGAUAUGUGCUAAAUGUGGGGUGAAGUGCUAAAUGUGGAGUUAUGUGCUAAAUGUAAUGUGCUAAAUGGGGUAAAGUGCUAAAUGUGGAGCAUUGUGCUAAAUGUGGAGCAGUGUACUAAAUGUGGAGCAAUGUACUAAAUGUGGAGCAAUGUGAUAAAUGUGGAGCAGUGUACUAAAUGUGGAGCAAAGUGAUAAAUGUGGAGCAAUGUGAAAAAUGUGGAGUUAUGUGCUAAAUGUGGAGCAAUGUGAUAAAUGUGGAGCAGUGUACUAAAUGUGGAGCAAUGUACUAAAUGUGGAGCAAUGUGAUAAAUGUGGAGUUAUGUGCUAAAUGUGAUGUGCUAAAUGUGGGGUGAAGUGCUAAAUGUGGAGUUAUGUGCUAAAUGUAAUGUGCUAAAUGGGGUAAAGUGCUAAAUGUGGAGCAUUGUACUAAAUGUGGAGCAAUGUACUAAAAGUGGAGCAAUGUGAUAAAUGUGGAGCAAUGUGAUAAAUGUGGAGCAGUGUACUAAAUGUGGAGCAAAGUGAUAAAUGUGGAGCAAUGUGAUAAAUGUGGAGCAAUGUGCUAAUAAUGUUGUAUAUAUGAAGCAGUCACCCUGGAAACCACAGAAAUGUUACUAAUUAUGGCCCCAAAAAGAGCACUUUGUCCCCACAAUCACAUUGCCCUUAAAGGACAUUAAGAUGUGUUGCCAAGCAAAAAGUGACUUUUUUUUAAAAUUUCUACAGGAACUUUGUGAUGAUUCCCAUGGCAACCUCUGGUUACUAUGGUGACUGCUUCACUUUUAGAAUUUUGCCCCACUUUUCUAUUAUUGACAGGACAGGCCUAGCUAAAAUCAUCUGAAUAUUUCUUUUUUUCCUACAACACGUAUGAUGCACAGGCAGACUAAUCAGAAUGACGCUCUUACCCAAAGGUAUUACACUGUCCCUGGAGUAACCAGAAUACUCCAUGAAUUAGGCAGGCUACAAUUUUAAAAACAUUUUAGAAAUAAAAAGACAAUAUAAUAACUUUUUGCCAAUAAUUUGUUUUAGUAUUUGCCUCUGUAGUGGCCGUUACACCCUGUGAUCAGGGUAACGUUACUCUGGAAGCAGGGAGCCUCAUACGGAUGGUGUAUGGGAUGUGGGGGGUGUCACAUUGUCACCCCAUCUCUUACAUUGCAUUAGCUGUAUUAUGACCUAAGGGGGGAGGAUUGUGGCACAGAAAAAGGCAGUGACUGGAACGGCAGCAUUGUGAAUGCACUAAAGAAAAACUUAAAAUAGAUAUACUAUAUGGACAAAGCUAUUGGGGCACAUCUCUUAAUUAUUGAAUUUUUCAAUCAGCCCCAUUGUCACAGGUGUAUCACAUCUAGCACCUAGCCAUGCUGUCUGCAUUUACAAACAUGUGUGAAGCCAAUCCCUGAUAGAUAUUCCACGGUCAACUGUAAGUGGUAUGCGUUUAGAAACAGCAGAAACUCAGCCACGAAGUCAAAGACCACGUAAAGUCACAGAGCGGGUUACUGAGCUGAGGCGCAUGGUGUGUAAAAGUUGCCAACGCUCUGUUGAUUCCGUAGCUGAGGAGUUCCAAACUUCCACUGGCAUUAAUAUCAGCACAAAAACUGUGCAGAGGGAGCUUGAUGGUAUAGGUUUCCAUGGCUGAGCAGCUGCAUGCAAGCCUCACAUCACCAAGUACAAUGCCAAGUGUCAGAUCGAGUGGUGUAAAGCACGCCGCCACUGGACCCAGGAGCAGUGGGAAACACGUUCUGUGAAGUGACAAAUCACGCUCCUGCCUGACUGCCUUGUGCCGACUGUAAGGUUUGGUGGAGGAGGGAUAAUGGCAUGGGGCUGUUUUUCAGGGGUUGGGCUAGGCACCUUACUACCAGUGAAGGAAAAUCUUAUUGUGUCAGCAAGAUAUUUUGGGCAACGCUAUGCUUCCAAUUUUAUGAAAACAGUUUGGGGAAGGCCCUCUUCUAUUCCAGCAUGACUGUGGUCUAGUACACAAAGCAAGGUCCAUAAAGACAUGAUUUGAUAAGUUUGAUGUGGAAGAACUUGACUGUCCUGCACCGAUCCCUGACCUCAACCCCACUGAGCACCUUUGUGAUGAUCUAGAACAGAGAUUGCGAGCCAGGCCUUUUUGCCCAACAUCAGUGGCUGACCUCACAAGUGCUCUACUGGAUAAAUUGGCAGAAACACUCCAAAGUCUUGUGGAAGGCCUCCCCAGAAGAGUGGAAGCUGUUAGAGCUGAUAUGGGGGACCAACUACAUAUUAAUGUUUUUUGUGUUUAGAAUGCAAUGUCAUAAUAGCCCAUGUUGGUGUAAUGGUCCGGUGCAGCAAUACUUUUGUCCAUACAGUGUGUGUAUUCUACGUGAAAGGUUUUAAAAUAACCUGCAAAUGGUGGGUGUGAUGCAUAUACCAUCUAAACUUAAAAAAUUAUAUUUCAUGGUUAUUUUUCACUAAGCUGGGGGAAACAAUUUGCCGAUGCCCUCUUUUACUUCCUGUUUUGUAGUACAGCCGCCUGCAUGCUCACAGGAAGGGCUCUAAAGAGCAAGUGCAAAAUAAAUGCCUUCCCCAAUCUAGAUAAAACCAGCAGUGUAAAUUAAUAUGUCUUAAAAUCUGUUAAAAUUUAGAAGUAUAUUUUUUUAUGUUUCUAAACCUUUUUAAAAAAAAGUCUAUAAUAAUGCAAGAUGUAUCUUCAGCCUCAAAGCUUAUCUAAAUGUAGCAAUUUGUGCGGUGUGUCCAUUUUCUUUGAUCUUCCUCAUGCACCUGAAUAGCCUAAGUCCUGUGAAUUUGAGAUGCCCCUUUUCUUUAUUAAGAGGAUUUCAUCGCUUAUGUCAAAGAUGAAUGAGCCAUUAGAUAUCUGCUUAAAAUCCUACAAUAGCAGUGAGCUUAACACAGCUUUCAAAAGAGCUUGUCAAAACAAUAGAGACUAAGUACGUAAGCAGUUUCUACCUUCAUGGUGCAAAAACAAACCCCAAUAUAAAUCGAUUAUAGACAUUUGUGAUAUAUGUUAGCUGUCUGGGAAAAUUACAAAAAAUAAAUAUAUUUUUAUACAUGAAAAUGAACUAAAUUUAAAAUGAACGUUCUAAGAGUGAAGUAGUGUUUGUCUCAGAAUAGAUUUUUAAAUACUGGAUUUUGCUACUUUUUAUGGACCCACUGCUUCGUAAUAACCAUUGAGUAGAUUAUUUUCUUUAAAAAAAUAAAUAAAUAAAUCUUUGCAAUAUUUUGUGUUGCAAAAAUCAACAUCUGACAAUGUCUGUUACAGGGGUACAAGCGCCACCGCAGACUUUGAGACUCAAAGACCACAUUGCAAAUAAUGUGCUUUUAAAAUGGGCUUUUUACAUUUUUUUUUAUUAAUUAAUAUUAAGGAGUUUAAAUAUUGUGUUUAAUUAAACGUGCUAUUUUAUUUUAGUUUCUUUGCUUGGAGCUAACUUUACUAUAAAAAUUUAAAAUCAUAUCUAUUUUGGCUACAUUCAGAUACACUGCCUCACCUCACCCCUGAUCCCCCUGAGGAGUGCUUUGUCAGAUGUCGUCAUUGUCCAUCCAAUCAGCAGUGACCAUCAGCAACUUUAAUCACUCUGGCAUUUAAUGGUUAAUCUCCGUACUAAGUGCACUCACUAACAAUGGCUAAAUCCCAUUUAAUGGCUCUUUACGGCACAGCCCUUGCUCCAAGUUUGUAGAUCUCUGAAAAAUGUUGAUGUGUAACUCACAUUGUAGCAAACAGGAGUUAUUUUGUGUCACGUCAUUAUUGAACAUACACGGUAAUUUGCGGGCACAGUCCCACUGGACGACUUGUUACAAUGAUAGUCCAUUGUUUCGCACCUCAUACAAAUCAGCGAUAUUACGUUUGUUUCACAUAACAACCAAACUGUGAGAAAAAUGGAAGCCUUUGAAUUCAAGAGUGCAAAAACAGUGAGUUAUAUAGAAGUUGCCAUUAUUAGUCAAGAAGGGGAAAAAAUCCCUGAACUUGACCUAUUGUGACUUAAAAUCUUGCAACUUGCUAGAAUAUUUAGAUUGAAAUAUUAUUAGGUUUAGAGUUGCUGUAUAUACUGUCCAGAAUUAUUUCUAUACAAUGGCUUUGCACCCCCCAUGAGCUUUGUCUUCGAAACAUGUUGCAGUUGAGUAAGUGGAAAUAGAGCAAGAGGUAAAUCUGCAUUCACCUCAAAAAGGGUACCCCCAGCUGACAAAGCAUCCUAGGAACUUCUGGGCACCCCGGGAUUAUACGAUGGGAUUGUAUUAGUUCGCGAUGCAGACUAGACAUUCGCCAUUCUCAUUCUUGUUAUGACACGUUGAAGAAUUAUGAUCAAUUGUUCUCUGUAAUUAGAUGGCUGAACAGAUGUGUCGCCUCCACUUAAAACCAGGAAUCCAUUAUUCUAAUGGUCAAAGCUUCACUACUGAAUUUUCCCCCUCCCCGAUUAUAAAAUAUGCUGAGCUACUCGUUGUACAGUGUAGCCAACAAUCUAAAGAAAUAGGGGAAAUAUAUGCCUAUUAUAUAUCGUAAAUCGUAUCGUUAGAGAAUGAUUUUAAUUUCUGAAGGGUAGAUUUAUUAUCAUUUUUAGCAUCGACGUGUGCUUGCAAUUUGUACUAAAAUACCAUAAGUAAAUAACUGUAAAUUGUGUUGUACGCUGUUAGGAAAGGCAUUAAGUGUCUGGCUGGUGUCCUCAUCUAUAAAUAUAAAUUAGUGAUGGAAAUGUAGGAGCCGUGAAAAGAGUAAUGGGUUGAUUUAUUGGUCAUUAAAGAAAAAAGAUAAUUCAGCCAUGUUUGAUAAAAGUCUGAAAUGCCAAUCUUUUCCAUAUCAUACCGAUAAAUCAACCCAUUACUCUCUUACAAGACCCAGGAUUGUGUGUAUAUAGUAUGGCUGACUUUAAAAAAAUCAAUAAAGAUAAAAAUAUAAAAACAAAGAUUCCACGAUUCUCCCAGAUUGCUAUGUAGGAUAUUCAAAUGAGUUUACUCAGCAUUAACAUAUUGAUCAAUUAUAACGGUUUUAAGAAGAGCUGUUUUUGGUUUUAACCUGACUUGUAAUUAUUAUCAAGCCACCAGAAAACAAAUGAUAUACAUUUUUGUGAGUUGAUAAAUAGUUGUUCCCGUUAACCGAAAAACAACAACAGUUUUGGUUGGUCGUGAGAAUAUUUGUGCAAGUGUUGUUCAUGAAGUUGAGAGAUUUGUCAGUCGUUUUGUGUAAAGGUAAGGCACCUGGUGGAAGGUUUCUUGAAGGGCAUUUUCAUUGUUUGAAUCUUCUACACGUUAAUGUAUGAUCCUUGUUUUUAAGUAUUGAAAAAAUAUAUAUCUUUUUGGAGGUCAAUGUGGACAACUCAUUGAGCUAGCCUGGGACAGGUCAGAAAAUACUAAUUUAAAAAGAAGCCUCUGCCUUGAAAGAAAUAAAUGGAGAAAAUUCACACUACUAGCUCUCUAGGUUCUAGGUAAAGAGGACACUUUUGACUCUUCUCCUGUACAAUAGCUUAUGACACCUAGGUAGCAGUAUCCAUAUUAGUCCUUGAUUGGCAAUGUCCCUCCAUAUUUCUGAACCUGAAUAGUGAUCCACACUUUUGUCUUCUCUCCACAGCAGUCCAGCGAGGUCGAAUGUCUCAUCCACAAACUAGCCCUGGCCAGUAUGCGCUCAACAAUGUUGAUCCCUAUAAUGGACACUCCUAUCUAACGGGAUUCAUCUCCUUACUUCUACGAGCGGAGCCUUACCCAACGUCUCGCUAUGGAGCACAGUGUCUGCAGCCUAAUAACAUCAUGGGCAUCGAGAACAUCUGUGAGCUAGCUGCCCGACUGCUUUUCAGUGCUAUUGAGUGGGCCAAAAAUAUCCCCUUUUUUCCUGACUUCCAGCUCUCGGACCAAGUCUCUCUUCUCCGCAUGACAUGGAGUGAGCUCUUUGUUCUGAAUGCAGCACAGUGCUCCAUGCCCCUUCACGUAGCUCCUCUUCUAGCAGCUGCUGGUCUUCAUGCCUCGCCCAUGUCUGCUGACCGUGUGGUGGCCUUCAUGGACCAUAUAAGGGUGUUUCAAGAACAGGUGGAAAAACUGAAGGCACUUCAUGUUGACUCUGCUGAGUAUUCCUGUUUGAAAGCCAUUGCAUUGUUUACACCAGGUGAGUAACAUUAUUUAAUCAAAUAAUAGUCAUGUCUUCUGUAUCAUAAGGUCAACACCUUGAAUGGAUUUUAUGAAUUCUAGACCAAGCAUCUCUUUCCAAAGCUCUGGUACUAAUGACACAUAUGGCCCCAGAAACACAGAUGUGGUUAUCUGCGUUUUAAUCCUUUUCACACAAACACUUUAGGAAAAUAGCUUUAGGGUAAUCUAACACUUUAGUGGCUCCUGUGACUUGUUGAUGUUUUCAUUAAAUUAGUUUUUCACCAUCAAGGGAUUAUCAACUUUAAGAUAUUACAAAUCUUUGUUGUAAGGAUGUCACCUUGCAGUUUACAGGCUCAUUUCCCUUAAGGCUAAGUAGACAAACGCCUAACAACAGCCAAGGAACCAAGACACCAGUCUACAAUCACCAAUUAGCUUUUUGGGUAAAUAAUGUAAUCUUCUGAUGUGGCUCCCAGCGUACAGUGGGAUAGAACUUUAAAUAAUUACCAAAAAAAUAUUCAUUAAGUGGUGUAGCCAAACAAAACACAACACUGCGUCAUAACUUGGCGGGUCUUAAAUUGUAACGUGUGCUACUGCUUAAAGGGACACUAUAGUCACCAGAACAACUACAGCUUAUUGAAUUUGUUCUGGGGAGUAGAAUCAUUCUUUUUAGACUUUUUUGCUGUAAAUACUGUCUUUUCAGAGAAAAUGCAGUGUUUACAUUACAGCCUAGUGAUACCUUCACUGGCCACUCCUCAGAUGGCUGUUUGAGAUCCUUCCUGGGUCAUGGCUGCCUAAAAUGCAUCCACACAUUCAGUAUCUCCUCCCUCUGCAUGCAGACACUGAACUUUCCUCAUAGAGAUUAAUUGAUUCAAUGUAUCUCUAUGAGGAGAUGCUGAUUGGCCAGUGCUGUGUUUGAAUCAUGCUGGCUCUGCCCCUGAUCUGCCUCUUUGUCAGUCUCAGCCAAUCCUAUGGGGAAGCACUGUGAUUGGAUCAGGCCACCACUUCUGAUGAUGUCAGCAGACUGCUUGUUUUUCUGAGGCAAACAGCAUGCAGAUCUACAGCUUCUGGCUUGAAUACAGUAAGAUGAUGCUAUAUUUAUGGAGGCAUGAGGGGCCCAGGGGGGUCCCUUCUGACACUAUAAAGUCAGGAAUACAUGUUUGUGUUCCUGAUCUUAUAGUGAUCCUUUGAUGCAAACAACAAUCUAUUUGGAAAUCCAUUAAAAACCAGCUCACACCCUCCAAAAACACAUUCAGAUUUGCCUCCUGAAAAGGCACACACUGGGCAUUUAAUUCAAAUCACCUUAGAUUCCCAAGGAUUCCUAGCUGUGCUUCCACAACCUUAAGUAACCAUAGAAAUCAAAGUUGCUUUAUCUCCCCAGAGUAACAUCGUGUUUGUGAUCAGGUGGAAUGAUUUGGCGGGGUGGUCAAUGCUAUCAGGGAUUCUAAAUUGACCUGUUAGUCAGGGGUGAUAUAUUGCAAGAUCGUGGUGAAAUGGUUCAGUUGGUUAAUGUACCAAUAGUGGAGCCUAUUCAAUCUACUCCCUUCCGAGGUCAAUGAAAUGAGUACCAUUAAUUUGUGUUUCAGUGACAUCUAUUAAUGAGCUGCUAAAUUGAUAAAACACUUUUAGUGUACAAUUAUGUAUUACUAUUAUAUUAAUGGGGACUAGAACAUUUUAUACAGUAUAGGCCUUGAUAUAAUAUUGUUGGAUAUGUUUUUCCAAUGGUUUAAUAUUUUUAGACUUUUAAAAUAAUUUUUUUCAAAUAUUAAAAUAUCCAAAAAUAUAACAGUUCUAAAAUACAUAUCAUGAUGUCAAAAAGUAUUAAAAUAUUUUUCAUAAAACUAAAUCAUUUUAAAAGUUUAUCCAAAAUAUUAAAUUGAGGCCAUAGUCUUAAAGUGGCACAGUCACUUGUAGAAUCUUUACAGUUUUUGCAAUGAUUCUUUAAGGUGGCAAGUUGACUCCAGUUAGAGGUGGAAAGUAGAUACACUUAGCCGAGCCUCUUUCCCUUCGGCAGUUCCAUAUUCCUGUCUCCUCUUCCAUGUUCACCUGGCAGGAGUCCAUAUGACUGAUGUACUCUCACACAUGAUGUGGCAAUGGUAUUUGUUUUUAAAAUUCUAUCUUCAUGUGUGACAUUCAAAUUCAUUACAGGGAAACUCUAAGCACCUAACUCAUUACAUUAUAAUGUAGUUGUUUUGGUGCAUAGAAGCGGUCUCUUUUUUUGAACAAAGUUAAUAAUUGCCUUUUCUGAGAAUCACCUCUAGUGGCUUCCUCCUUAAGACUUGUGAUUUCCGUUGGUCUUUACGUUCGCUGCCACACUAAGUGUUGGAUUCAGUUGUUUUCUGUGAGAAGCAUCUGAUUGGCAGAUCACAGGGAUUAUAGCACAUUCUUUGUAGGUCCCCAAUUCUUCUCCAUGAAAAUAAUUGUAUUGUAAUGAGUCAUCAGAUUCCGAUGAUCUCACAGAAGGAGGACUGGAUUACAUUAAAGUAUUAGGACGUUUUGUUUUUAAAGUUUAGCUUGAUGAAGCAGGUUUAGUGUAUAGAUCACUGCUCAAUUCUCUGCCUGAAGCCUUCUGUUUAUAAUUAAAGUUCAAUUUACAGAGCAGGAUAUAAAAAUUUCUAAAGUAAGUUAACAUCUGAUUAAUAUGAAACCAUUAUGUUUCCAUGCAGGUUGUGUGAGUUAUAGUCAGGGGAGGUGUGGCUAUGGCUGCAUAAACAGAAACAAAGUGAUUUAACUCCUAAAUAGCAGAUAAUUGAGCAGUGAAAUUGCAGAGGCAUGAUCUAUACACAAACACUGCUUUAUUAAAAUAACAUUGUUUUGGUGCUUAUAGCAUCCCCUUAAGCUUACAGUAUUCAUUUAAAUGAGUCUGACAGCCAGUAUACCUCCAAUGGCCACCUACAGCACUGCAUGUACCAUUUGACUAUCAAAAUCACAAGAUUACAGGUAUAUAAAUAAAAUAUUGGGCUGAAUAAUACCCCGGCACGUAGGUAAUCCUGCUUACUUAUAGCAGCUCAGAAAUAUCUGCAGACAGUAAUACAUUUCAGAGUAUAUAUAUAUAAUGGAGUUUAUUGACUAAACAGUCAAUUGUAAUGAGUUGAAAACCGCUCGAGAGGAGAGUAAGUGCCUCCCCUCGCCCAAGUACGAUUCGUAAUGGAAUUCAUCACUGCUAGCGGGGUCUUCUGUGCCGGCGGGGCUACUGUUUUUUGACCCUUCCCCGUUUGCCCCCCCCCUCCUUUUUUCCCUCCUCUAAACCUUCCUCUAAUUUACUAUAUACUCUUUCCUAUCUAUCUCCUUUUCUUCCUCUUUUCUUUCUUUUUUCUUUGCUUUUGUUUUUAAUUUUUUCCAGGCUAGGUCAUACGAUGGGAGGAAAAUGAAACAAUGACACGAUACUGAUUAACAUAUCUGAUUGAUUGCUGUCAUUGGUACCUACUUAUAUCAUGAUCUGCAUAUAUCCUCUCCAUAGUUGGCAAACGCCUAUCGUACAAUGAGAAUGGGGUUGGCAUUAAUAGAGCGGAGUGGUACGUGAUUGAUCCUAUCUGGCAUGACAGUUAUUUAGCUUAUACAUAGGCCCAGUUGGGAUCUCAUGCUUAGUAUUGAUAAGGAGCUCAUAGACUACACGAUAUCUACAUAACCGGCAGAUGCCAACAGUGUGGCAAGGCUGGAGUUCAUUCAGGGUGACCAAAGGAAAUGUACUUUAAUUGACUUAUCUAUCAGCCUUAACAGGGAUUGGGAAGAAGACGUUUCCUUUUUUUGUGAAUAUAUUGUUUAUAAUUGCAUAAAAAUAAAAAAUCCUCAGUAGACGGCAAGUUCCGAUGGCUCACUUAUGAAUGGGCAUAUACUGUAAUUGUCAAGCUGUAUUAUGUAUGCUAUUAUUAUUACAAUGGCUUUUGCAUAAGCCCAAAGUCGUUAAUAACUUGAUAUGUCUAUUGAGUAAAAAUAAAGAAUUUAAAAAAAGUAAUGAGUUGAAAACCAAAUUGCACAAUUUAUAACAAGAUUUAUAACCUAGGAAGUUUUACAAACAUACCGGUACUCACAGGUUGGCUGUUUUAGACUGCAUGUGGUUUACAGAUCACUUUAAUCACUGUUUAGUGAAUAAAUGUCAUAUGUUCUGAAUGGUGACUAUAUCCUUAUAAGUCUCUAAAUAAAUCCCAAUCAGAAAUGGAUUGAAACUGGUGUCGGCUAGCUCAGAAACUGCACAGAAAGUAAUUUACUGAGAAAUUCUGCAUUAAAUAAUAAGUAAUUCCCGUGUCUCUCUGAACAAUCAGCUGAAUAAGGGUUAUAAAUCAGUAAAAAGACACCGGGGUCCCCUGAACUUACAUGUAGAGUGGAUACCACUGAAAAUCUUGGAAAAAUCAGUGUUUCCAUAAAUGUCCUAUACUUUGUAUGAAAGACUGCAAAAUUGUGUUUACAAACUUAGAGAAAAAGUUUUUAGCUGAUAUUCAGAAUAUUUUGCAAAUUUUUUUUAUAAAUCCUGGGCAGCACUCAGCCCCUCUUUUCAUGUUCACGUUAAUUGAAGUGUCGCAUUUUCAAACCUUACGUAAAACUUGUUUCUGUUUUACACAAUCCGCCUGAGCGAGACGAGCUCUAGUACUCGUAGGGUUAAGGUUUGAUGUUGAACCUCAGCGGUAACAAUCACCUAGAUUGAUUUAUUGUUCACCAGAGACCAUCGUCCAAAAAGAGGGCCUCACAGGUCAGAUAUAUAAUGUCAGGCAGCCGUACAAAGGCAUUCUUGUCUGUUUGACCUUCGGAGUGCAGAAUGCUCACAGCUGACAUUCAUUUCUGGGUGUCCCUGCUUAGCUGGGCCUGCCCACCUGCUCCCCUCCUGCAGGCACUGAGAAUUGGUAUUCCGAGCACACCCCAGCACCAAGUACUUUCCAUUAACCCCGCUGACAGCAGAGUACCUCCAACCUUAACCCCUUCCUUGCCGAGCAAUUCAUCAGAACUGCUGUGCCACAACAGCCUUUACUAAUGAAGGGUGUAAGACACACGACUUCUAGCCUACAUGGGUUCAUUCACUUAAUGGGAGUUCUAGGACGUUAGCAAAUUGUAGGCCACAAGAGUCAGAGAAUGUUUUACAAUCGGUUUAUUUUGGCCCGAAAUUUGCAAUUCUCUCUCAAUAUUCUAUAAUUUUUCAGUUAAACGACUAACCCAAAGCAGGGUCUUUAAAAUCUCCAAUAAAAAUUGACAUUAUGUGAAAACAAUACAGAUUGCAGACAUGUUUUCGUACACCGCGGUGCAUUCACGAAGGUCUAUAGCCGAGCGAGACACAUUUUUCUAGAGCAGAUAUUCUAGCCUCGGUUUUGAAAUGUGAAUUUCAGUUCAUUACAAUUGAGGCUUAAAGGGUUAAUUAAAGCACCAUCACUUCUUCAGUGAUUUGAAAUGGUCAUGGUGCCUGGAGUCUGCGCAUGCGCAACGUUUCACCAUGAAUUGGAACGAGACUUCCGGGGCGGCUUAUAUCAAUUCUGCAUGAAUAUUACUAUGUACACAAUAUCAAUCAUUGGCUGAGAGUGCUGAGCGGAUGCUCUCUCUCCAAUAAGUGCGUGUCAGGAUUGGCAUGGUAUGACACCCAGUACCAGAGGACCCUCGACACCCAGCUUGACCCUGGUCGGUUUCCCCCAUUACCGGGAAAUAGGGUCAAAGUACUCCUAGCAUCAUAACCCCUACCAAUGGCUGUACAGCAGUUUGCAGUGGUUAUGGUGCUGGCAGUAACACUUUAUAAGUGAAUGAAUCCCUUUAUAUUAAGGCACGUAUUAGUUUGGAUUUUCUGUAAAGGAAUAAAUAUUCACCCUGCUUUCACUCGUCUAAAACGAAGGGCUUUAUUAAUUAAACUGGGAACUGCUUCAAAAUAAAAAUUCAAUUGCAAAAAGUCGCCUGGAAUAACCGUGUUGGACAAAAUAGCUUAAUUGGGAGAAUACUUCCAGCACAUUUGCUAAAUUAAUCCUUCAAUUCAAUUUAGAAAUUAGAUUCCUAACCUCUCCGUGCUGCUAAGAUUAUCCAUACUGAACAGAGAGUCAUCUAAUAAAGGGACCCACCAGAUACAUAAAGUGAUAAAAUAUUAUAUCAAACGCAAACUAGAUGCAUUGUUUAAACAAUAAGUACAGUAAUAUUUGAAUAAAAUGCCAACUCACCAAUUCAAUAACUUCAUGUGUAUUGUUCUUUGUUUACUAAUCUAUAUGUGUAUUGGAGGGGGGCCCUUUAACAUGUGUGACAUGUCAUGAUUCCCUUUUAUUCCAGAAGUUUGGUCCUUAAAGGACCACUCUAGGCACCCAGACCACUUCAGCUUAAUGAAGUGGUCUGGGUGCCAGGUCCAGCUAGGGUUAACCCAUUUUUUAUAAACAUAGCAGUUUCAGAGAAACUGCUAUGUUUAUCAAUGGGUUAAGCCUUCCCCCUAAUCCUCUAGUGGCUGUCUCAUUGACAGCCACUAGAGGCGCUUGCGUGCUUCUCACUGUGAUUUUCACGGUGAGAGCACGCAAGCGUCCAUAGGAAAGCAUUGUAAAUGCUUUCCUAUGCGACGGGCUGAAUGCGCGCGCAGCUCUUGCCGCGCGUGCGCAUUCAGCCCAGGAGGAGGAACGGAGGAGGAGAGAAGGAGGAGAGCUCUCCGCCCAGCGCUGGAAAAAGGUAAGUUUUAACCCUUUUCCCCUUUCCAGAGCCGGGCGGGAGGGGGUCCCUGAGGGUGGGGGCACCCUCAGGGCACUAUAGUGCCAGGAAAACGAGUAUGUUUUCCUGGCACUAUAGUGGUCCUUUAAGGGGUUAAGAGAAUAAUUAAUCAUUGGUUUGAUUUCUUUGUAUUUAUGUUUUAUCCUUCCUUAGAUUUGCAUUUCAAAUGGGAUUCUUUAAGAGCAAAUUAGUAAAAAUAGGCAAAAAAACUACAAAAAAAUCAAUACAUAAAAACAAGGGAUUCAUUCAGAGCGAUCACAGCGAUUAGAGAAUAUUGAUAAUUUGUCCAAAUCAACUCAGUUAUCCACUUCCAUCUUAUCACUAUUUAGUGAUUAAGCCUUUAAUUUUAAUUUCUCAAAUCUCCAUCCGUUGCCUGGUCUGACACCAUCCAUUGCCUGGUCUGACACCGUCCAUUGACUGUCCAUUGCCUGGUCCGACACUGUCCGUUGCCUGGUCUGACAAUGUCCGUUGCCUGGUCUGACACCAUCCAUUGCCUGGUCUGACACCGUCCAUUGACUGUCCAUUGCCUGGUCCGACACUGUCCGUUGCCUGGUCUGACACUGUCCGUUGCCUGGUCUGACACCAUCCAUUGCCUGGUCUGACACCGUCCAUUGACUGUCCAUUGCCUGGUCCGACACUGUCCGUUGCCUGGUCUGACAAUGUCCGUUGCCUGGUCUGACACCAUCCAUUGCCUGGUCUGACACCAUCCAUUGACUGUCCAUUGCCUGGUCCGACACUGUCCGUUGCCUGUUCUGAAACUGUCCGUGGCCUGUUCUGACACUGUCUGUGGCCUGUUCUGACGCUGUCCGUUGCCUGGUCUGACACUGUCCCUGCCCCAUUGCCUGUUCUGACACUGUCCGUGGCCUGUUCUGACACUGUCCGUUGCCUGGUCUGACACUGUCUGUUGCCAGGUCUUACACUGUCCCUGCCCCAUUGCCUGGUCUGACACUGUCCAUUGGGGGAGUCUCAGGAAUAGUCAGCCUAUUGUAACAGUUGGAUCAACACAUUGAUUCCAAGCCGAUUUCAAGUUUUAGGCCACAAUAUCUGAACUAAAUCCAGUUUUGUUGUACAUUUUUUCCAGUUUGCCUAUUUCAGCCUAUAAUUUGAAUUCCCAACAGUUCAAACAUUUAGAAUAAACUCUGUGUGAUUAAUUCACUAAACGCCGAAUUACAGGGAAUCGAAAAAAACUGCAAGGUUGACCCUGAAACAGACGAGCUGUGACUAUAGCUUUCCCAAUUAGCUCUAAUUAGACACCAUCCUGCAAUUCAGUUCCAGUUCAGUCCAGUGGGGAGUUCAGUGAGUGUCAGUGCCGGCUCAGUCCAGUGGGGUGUUCAGUGAGUGUCAGUGCUGGCUCAGUCCAGUGGGGAGUUCAGUGAGUGUCAGUGCCGGCUCAGUCCAGUGGGGAGUUCAGUGAGUGUCAGUGCCGGCUCAGUCCAGUGGGGAGUUCAGUGAGUGUCAGUGCCGGCUCAGUCCAGUGGGGAGUUCAGUGAGUGUCAGUGCCGGCUCAGUCCAGUGGGGAGUUCAGUGAGUUGUUCAGUGCGUGUCCGUGAGCCUGGAACACGUCAAUCAGCUAACUCGGAUUGUUAUUGCCCACUAUGGCUUGUUAACGCGCCAGCUGGGAUAGUGUGACAGAGAGCAGGCGUCAUAGAAUGAGCUUAAUGGGGAGUACAGUCAGGCACCUGCUCGACCUAAUAAUUAUAUAAAUAUUCUGCACGCGCACUUACUGUAUAGGAUUUCAUAGCAUUGCACGCGUCACGCAUUCUUUCCCUACAAACAAUAUGCUGUUAUUCCAAGACUUGGCAGCGAGAGCAUUGUGUACUGAUCAGUACCGAGUAUUACAACAUACCGCCCAAGGUAUCAUAUUAUUCAUUAUGGGUUGAGGCCCGUCAACCUUCGCUCUUUCAUUUGUCUCCAAGAUAAAGGAGCAAGCAAGUAAAACGUAGAAUGUUAAAUUCUUUUUUUUAGAGAUUUUCUCCCUUUUUCUAAGAGUGCCAGUUGCUUUCCCCCCCUUGCCACGCUAAACAGGGUCAGCUGAUAGUUUACAGGGAACAUUUCACUUAUGCAAACUGAUGGACGGGGCAUGAAAAGUGCUGACGUGUAGUAUGUAGAGUUCGAAUAUUAAGUGGUUAAUCAGGAAUCCUGCACUAUAAACAUGGUGGGUUUAGCAAUCCUAGACGGACUGAUUUAUACUGCCAAACUGUACAUUGCCAACCCGACAUAUGUAGAAAAUGUGACAGCACCGCUUUACAUACAAAUAGAUAUACAUAUACAGUGUUUGGAAAAAACUAGACAAGUUUGCAAGUUUGGACCCCACAGGCAUCCUGUAAUAUAUUAGCUCCUUUUCUUAUGUCUGGGUGUUUGACCCAGAAGUGAGCUACAACACCCUAUCUAUUUUCUGUCAGGAGUUACAUUGUGUAGGUAUCCCAAGAGGGCUUUAUUGCACUCUUUAUACCGUUAGCUUUUUGUCAAAAAUAUAUGGCUGCCCUCUUCUCAAAAGGAGGCCAAGGAAACAUUUGUACUAAUUUUACUUUAAAAAAAAUCAAAUGAAAAUGGAUCUGUCAUUUUAUUUGGAUGUUUUUCCCACUGUUAUACCUUAAUAGUGAGUUCAGGUCAGGCAUUGGGUUAAGGGUGAGGUGAGAUUUCGGAGAAGAAUAUCAGAAAUGAGCGGAAUUACAGCAAUGUGGGUGUGAGAGGGUAUAGGCCAAUCACAUGAGAGGGUAAGCAAACAAAAAACCUGGAUGCCCCCAUCAGUUCAGGAAUACAGUAUCAAACCCAGAACAAUCAAUUCCGCUUGUUGAUAAAAUCACUGCCCUAUCCUAUAUUGACCACGAUGAGCUAGGAUUCGGGCUUGGUUAGAGCUGCUAACCCACCAUGUUUUUAUGGUCAUAUAGCACUGCGACAUGGGCAGUAUGUGAAAGGUGCUGCCCUGCACGAUGGAGGCACCAGGAUUCCCCUCCUGCAGCAUUUUAAUGCUACAUACUAAAGGGCAGUACAUCUUAUAUACAGCUAGGCGUGUCCAAGAAAACUUGAAGGAUCUGGCAAUACUAGUUUUGUUAUCUUCUAUUCAAUUCUGUUUAAUAAUCUCCUUUGAAAUAUGCAAAGCUAUCAAACCAUUGACACAUUUCUACAAAAGUAGAUUUUUUUUUAAUAUCCAUAAUUUUGUUUAUGAAGUCUACUCCUCUGUUAACCAUUCGUAUUGUUUAACCCGACGAUGCUAACUCUUUUCAUCUUGUCUUCUAGAUGCGGUGGGAUUGUCUGACAUUGGCCACGUGGAAAGUAUUCAGGAAAAAUCUCAGUGUGCUCUAGAGGAGUACGUAAGAAAUCAGUACCCUAAUCAGCCCACCCGAUUCGGGAGACUUUUGCUCCGGCUUCCUUCCUUGCGCAUUGUCUCUGCGCCUGUUAUAGAGCAACUCUUCUUUGUUCGUCUAGUUGGCAAGACGCCCAUUGAGACAUUAAUUCGAGAUAUGCUUCUGUCCGGGUCCAGUUUUAAUUGGCCAUACAUGCCAAUGCAGUGAUGGGGCUGACUCCGCCAUUUACAUCUUCUGACUUCCAGAUCAGGAGAAGCUUUCUCAGAAAGCUAAUUCUCGGAGGUAACAAAAACAUAUCAAAUGGAAGCCAACUCUUACACAUGUUGAGGAGUUGUCCUCAAUCAUACUAGAGCACUCAAAACGAAUGUUACUCUCAGAGAAAGUUUAAGGUAUUCCUACCAAAUUAUAUUUUCGUACCCAACUCUUGAAGUUCACUGGCCAAGUAACUUAAGACUGGUGGGUCCAUUCUCUCCUCUGCACAUCAACAAAACCUAAAAUAUGAACAGUCAAUUAAACUCAUCAAUAACCAUUGAAUGAAUGCCGUUUUGCCAGUGGGAGGUCAUUGUGUGUUUACGCAUCUGUGCAAAUCAAGCAAACUUUACCGAACUAAGCACCAAAGGUGAUUUUCCUACCAAUGUCAGCAAAUGUUCCUACAGAGAAACUGUGCACACCACCUGUCAUUUACUACAUUUUCCAAGACUUCCAUUGUAACGGAAUUCAUCGAAUGGGUCACGUGCGUAAAACGUCAAGAAAAAAAGGACCGAGAAAGACUAUUUAUACGUUCAUACUCCUGUUGGCUAUUUCAUGUUAAUGAUUGGCUGGCACUGACUUUUGCAACACAAAGCACUGAAUCAGCUGUGGCCACUACAUUUCUCUUAAGGCUGGCCAACAAUAGACUAUUUAUAAGAGAAAAGAAUGGGCAUUUGAUAUGUAUGAACUGCCUGCUUUUUCAUGAAAUGUAUAUUCUUCAUUCCUUUACUCUUUUCUCUUCUAAGUAUGUUUGUAAGAUAUUUUCUCGGUGUGAAUUGUGGAUUAUUUUUUUUUGGGAAAACCAGCAGCGAAUUCUUGUUUAUUUUGUCUGUUUGUUUUUAUCAGGUUGAACUGGCUAAUUAUUAAAAACAGUAUCUGCUCAAUACAAAUGUCUCUUUGGUAAAGAUUAUGCGGGGUGGUCUUGUAAGAGAAAAGGGGAAAAAUAGUGGAUGCCUAGCAUUCUAGAAUUCUGUCAAUCGGUUCGAUAAAUAGCCAUAGACUUUAUGCUCCUGCACCAAAGUAAAUUAUUGAAUGAUUGAAUUUUGGGUCUCCCAGCAGGGGCCAAUGGAACUCGUGAAAAAGUUCCAAAGGUUUUGACAAAUAAUUGAAUAAGUUAUGCUGUAAAUCCUUCAAUGUGUACAAUUUCUUUUCAAUGGUUAUCAGAUAGCAAAUAUUGGUUUAGAAAGGUGGGCAAAUAAUUGCAGAUGGUCCACGAUGAAUAAUGAAUCCUUAAUGCAAGUUACGUAGAUUUGUUUGUCAUAAAUAAUGGCAACAUGAUUUGGUAGAGAUUUUCAAUCAAGCUACUCUUACUAAAACUCGCAAAGGGAAGUCCUCCACAGUCCACUACUCUGCAACCAUGCUGGCAAAUCACACACAGUCACACAGAUAUUGUUAGUUAGGGAAUGUAACAGAGCACUCUAAAAGUAUAUUCAAUCACCCCAACCCAACAUUUCUCUCUACCAAUAGAAAGUAAUUA